AUCUCACGUGUUUAGACGAAACGUCAAAAAAGGGAUUCGCAUCAAAAACAUUAGCAUUUUAUUUCGUAAUCGUAAUAAAUUGUAGUUUGUAAUUUUAUUACUGUUAACGAGAACCUGUAGUGUCGUAAUCGGGUGGUUUAACUAAUUAGUUGUUUGCUUCGGUUUCGUCGCCUACAAGAAUGGCCAACAGUCGAUUAGAGAAAAUUGGCACUAUUGUUACCCGAACGCAGGGUCUUCUCCGUGCCGGUGCAAUGAAAUGGGAAGAUCGACCACUUUGGUACGACGUUGUAGCCGCGUUCCCACCGAAAGAAGAACCCCGCUUUGAUCGACCUGCGCCGAAAGUUAAGGUCCGAUCAAUUUUCUACGCCGAAGAUAAAAUCCGGGCUAAAUAUCACCAAAAAGUCGCUGCCAACCAUAUGGUUAAUUUGGCAGAUGUACGAAAUAAAACCCCUACACAGCAUUUCAUCGAAAUCUACCGCAAUCUAGAAACGCAAGGAGCACUGGACGAGGAGCGGGUCUUUGAAACCGUCCAGGAAAUGUUGGAAGAAAAACUGAAGGAGCUUAGACUUGAGCGCGGAUCGUCUGCUGCUCCUGUGGCUGUCCCUAUGCAAGCUACGGAGCCGGAACCAAAGGGUAAAACGGUGCAGUUGCAGGACAUUUUCAAAGAUUAGAUAAGUUACAUUUUUCGGUUGUAUUAGUAAAAC
Messenger RNA from Topomyia yanbarensis, 704 nucleotides. RefSeq names its product small ribosomal subunit protein mS23 (gene mRpS23). Gene Ontology annotation, cellular component: ribosome; mitochondrion. Lineage: Eukaryota; Metazoa; Arthropoda; Insecta; Diptera; Culicidae. The record is from RefSeq and is a predicted model, not a curated record. The coding region runs from base 180 to 671 and encodes 163 amino acids. The transcript has 3 exons. Gene Ontology annotation, biological process: translation. Gene Ontology annotation, molecular function: structural constituent of ribosome.